Molecule: messenger RNA, 2299 nt
Organism: Rhipicephalus microplus (southern cattle tick)
Lineage: Eukaryota; Metazoa; Arthropoda; Arachnida; Ixodida; Ixodidae
Product: UNC93-like protein MFSD11
Source: RefSeq, a predicted model, not a curated record
UGGUAGUGUGUUACGUCGUGCCGCCAAGGCACCGUCAACGUCGCGCUGUGGAAAAGUGCUUGGGUUAUCGUGAACUCGCUUCGGCGUUCGUGCCACUCGGUGGAAGGGAGGAGAUGCUCUGCGCCGAGGAACUCUCGCUUAAACUCCCACGGCGAGUCGAUCAUAUGUUUGUGGAGCAUCUCCGGUGCUGCUGAUACCCCGCCCCCCGGAGCUAGCAGGUCAAGUACGCGCAGUCCGACGAAAUCACGGACGGGAACUCUCCGCUCAAACCACGCAACGCCGUCAACAUGAACGUGCCAAUGUUCAACGUCGUCCUCCUCGGCUUCGCCUUCAUGUUCAUCUUCACCUCAUUCCAAACGGGUGGCCUAAUACAGAAAGUAGUUUUAGACAGUAUUCACAAUGAAGACCCCAGCUACACUGGCGAUGGCUACGUCAGCUUGGCUGUUAUUUAUGCUGUUUUCGCCAUCUCCAACUGGUUGGCACCAUCGGUGAUCACCUUUCUCGGCCCCAAGUACACAAUGCUCUUUGGUGCCAUUACAUAUAACAUAUUUGUACUGCAGUUCCUGUUUCCUGUAACAUGGGGUUUAUAUGCUGCUUCCGUAGCCAUUGGCGUGGGAGCUGCUAUGAUAUGGACAGGCCAGGGGAACUUUCUGACAAUCAAUUCCGACAGCACCACCAUGUCCCGGAAUAGUGGCAUUUUCUGGGCCAUGCUGCAGUGCAGUCUCAUCUGGGGCAAUAUAUUCGUCUACUUCCAAUUCCAAGGCCAAGAGCAAAUUGACCGGCAAAGCCGGUUAACCGUCUACGGUGCUUUGACUGGCAUCGGCAUCCUCGGCAUGUUGCUCCUUCUUGUACUCAGGGGUGGUGGAAUUCCUCGGCGCCAGAACAGCCGAAACGAAACGGAAGAGAAAAGUGGCCCCUCGUCGCAGGUUGAGGCCGCACAGCUCAAUGCAGAUUCAGGCUUCCUAGAUGCAAUGGUACAGUCGGUGAAGCUGAUGAGGACGGGCAAGAUGCUGACACUCAGCGUUGCAUUUUUCUACACAGGAUUGGAGCUGUCGUUCUUCAGUGGUGUCUACGGGUCGUGCCUCGGCUUCACGAAAAGUUUUGGCAAGGACUCUUCCAAGUUUCUCGGCAUCAAUGGUCUUCUCAUUGGUGCUGGUGAAAUCACUGGUGGGCUUCUCUUCAGCAUAUUGGGCAAGCAGACAAACAAGGCUGGCAGGGACCCCAUCAUUCUCCUGGGCUACCUCGUGCACAUCACUGCCUUCUUCACCAUUUUCCUAAACCUGCCGGCAAACUCGCCCCUGGGACCCACAUCCGACCCUGCCUACAUCACGAGCAAUCUUACUCUUGCCUUUGUGGGUAGCUUCUUGCUUGGAUUUGGUGACAGCUGUUACAAUACCCAGAUCUAUUCUAUUCUUGGAUUCGUCUACGCGGACAACAGUGCACCGGCAUUCGCCAUCUUCAAGUUCAUUCAGGCGAUCGCCGCUGCUAUCGCCUUCUUUUAUUCCAACUACCUGCUUCUGCCGUACCAGCUGCUAAUCCUGGUGGUGUCGGCAACACUGGGCACGCUUUGUUUCUGGAUCAUAGAGUGGCAGACAUUCGUCGAUUCCCGGUGCCGCAAGGGACACAUCGUCUCCGACAACAGUAGUAGUGCUGACGAGCCCUGGGUGGAGAAGCUGUGACAGGCCCAGCCGGUGCACAUUCCUCGUCCACCUCUGGAAAACCGUCUUCAAGGCGUGCUGCAGAGCACUGCAGCAAUGGGCAGUCUCGAUGAUUAAGGCUGCCAUUGAACCAAUUUCACAUUCUUGGGCGUCAUUGCGUCUAUACUGUCCAUUAGUGCGGCCUGUCUAUCAUCUCCGUACAUACCAUUUUGCGACGCUAUUGAGCUACAUGCAUACACACACAACUGGAGGCAUCCAUUGGCUGCAAUAUUUUUGUGUCAUAGGUAGUGCAAAUCUAGUGCCAUGGACUUUAGAAAACCUUUAAUUCCACGACCAUGUUACUUUUCUUCCAAAGCACUUUCAUGUUAUUAGGUAGGCUGUUAUCGAGUCUACUUUUAAUAUGUUCUUGUUAAGUAAGAGAUCUAUGCAAUUGAUCAGGUGCACUGUUAUAUAACUUUUGUUUAUCUAUCAUGCAGUUGUCACUUGUAGUACAAAGAGAUGAUUGUAUGUACAGUAUAAAGUCUUUUAUACAUUUCCUGCCCAAUAGAGAUGUGUCUAGAAAGAUAUCUGUAAAUAUUAUAUUUUUCUACUCAUUCUCAUAUCAAAAGCACAUUCGUGAAAUAAACAUUACUUUUUUUCCA